AGGAGGCGGGCGGAGCCGGAGCAGCGAAGGCACAGCACGGAUGAGGCGCAUGCGCGGUGCUGGACGGCGCUGGAGCUGCGGGCCCGGCGCGGGCUCGCGGAGGGGCCGGGGGGCAGCCGUUGGCGGAGGCGAGGCGGCGUGCGGCUGGCGGGGCCUGGCGGGCGGCUCGCCGCAGCAGCUGGCGGAGCGAUACGCGGACUUGGCCGCCAGCCACAGCGAGGCGGUGCGGGCCCGCGAGGAGCGGGAGCGCCAGAACGUGCGGCUGCGGGACGAGAACGCGCGGCUGCGGCUGGAGAACCGCCGGCUGAGGCGGGAGAACCGCAGCCUCUUCCGCCAGGCGCUGCUGGGGCCCGGCCCGGAGCCCGACGCGCCGCCCCGCCCGGGCUCCGCCCCCGAGCAGCAGCAGCAGCAGGAGGAGGAAGCGGCGCUCGCGGCCCAGCUGCGGCGGCUGCAGGAGAGGCACCGCCGGGCCCUGCAGCAGCUGCGGCGCCGCCGAGCCCAGGACGGGCUGGAGGAGGACGGGGAGCUGGACGAGCUGCUGCGGGAGUUGGACGGGGAGCAGCAACAGCCCCCGGGGCAGCAGCCGCCGGAGAAGAAGAGCCUGGUGCCGCCCCUAUAACCGGGGGAGGCUGACGGGGCUCCGCAGUGGUUGGAGGACCCCCCCACAGCCAGGUCACUGGGGUGAGGAGCCCCUAUCACUCUCUCCAGCCCCCCUUUGCUACCUGAGGCGGACCCAGCCGGCUGCACCCUGGGGCCGCCUCACAGCGGGGCUCCUCUGCCCCACAGGUUUUUGGGGUCCCAGAAGUAGGCACGGGAGCUUUCUGCAGGAGAAGCCACAGCAUCUGGAGAGUUGGCAUCUGGAGGAGGCCCCAAGGAGACCCACGCAGUAGGAGGGAAAGGGCCUCACAGCAGCAGGUGCCUCGUGCCCUUGGAUGUUGAGGAGAAGUUUGUCCUAGAGGGAGAAAUGGAUUCUGGACUUUGCCGCCUCCUGGCAUUGCCCUGUCUGCCUUCUCUGCUUUGAUUUGGACCUGUGUGUCUAGUUAUCUUUGUGCAGGAGUGAACAAAUCUCAUAGAGGCCAUAAUAGCCCUGUAGAUGACCCAACAAUGGCACAUUUGUUAGCCUGUUACUAGGUUUUAGUACCCAUGUAUAUCAGUUUGAAAAAAUGAAAAGUUUGUGUGCCAGAUUUAUUUUGACAGCACUUUAAAUGAUAGCUGAUAAUCCUUGGAAUCCUUCUGAAUUGGUUGGAUAUCAUCUGCAACUCCAUUCUCUGUAUAUCUUUGACUAUUGAUUUGUUCAUCCUUGUCUGUUGCAUAAUUGGUCUAGACAUGGCACUUCCAAUUCAUAAAACUACAGGUCAUACUAAAUAAAUCCUUGACACACCAAAAUGCUUCUACUAGAUGUGAUUUGUAAUAUGCAGUUGAAUAUAAUAUACACAUUAUUUGUUUUAUACUGUAAAUAGCUACUCUUCAAAGUUCUUAAAUUUUGGUACUGAGGUUUUUUUCAAAAUUCUAAGAAACAAGCUACUCAAUCUUUCUAUUUUAAGUAAAAACUAUUUUUCACUUACAUAACGGAAACUAUUUUACUUUUUAGUUUCUAUUUGCUGUCUGAAAGACCAACCUUGUAAACAUAUAAGAGUAACAUUAUUUGCAUCGGUCGUCCCAUUGCCUUUAGUAGGAUUAAUCGGAUGAGGAAAGUUAGUGUUGGAUGCCACGGUUUGUGGGAUGGGUCCCUAUACUAAACUUUUGACCAAGAUAAGGUGGUAUUUAUGUAACUUUUUUUUUUUUUUAAAGAACAACAAUAAUAAAACACCCACACAACUUCAAACUUUGUUUGGAGUUAGAUGUAUUUAUGGGAAAAGAGGAGUACUUGUACCAACUUCACUAUUAUUGUUUUAUAUAAUUGAGGUUUAAAAUAGUCUGUGUAGCGUCCAGCAUACAAAUUUAAUUAUGAUAUAAAAUGUACAGUAUCAUUUGUUAAACCAAUAUCAAUGCAUAAAAAGCAUUUUAAUUUUUAGGGGAAUAUACCUGUUUAAUGUGAUAGGUCUAAAGAGCACCUCUGCUAUGCAGUUCAUCUUACUUAGUCUUUAAUGGGAAUUCUAGAAUGUCAGUUUCUGAAUGUCUUGUUCGCUCACUAGGUUGAAACUACCCUUACUAGCCAUUUUAAAUUGGCUAAUAAAAGUAUAUUAGUGAACUACAAUGGGUACAAAAAAUCAGUGACCUGUCCAAAUGUGUUUUCUAUUUAAAUAAGUUACUGUAUUCUGACCAUUCCCAAUAAAGUAGAUGUAUAAACUGAAAAUGAAAAGAGGGAUUUAGAAAGAAAAAUGCCCAAGCAACUUGUAUGGUUUAGCAGAAGAAUAGUAUAAUAUAUAGGCUUACAGUACUUGAGUAGAUGACCUUUUAAGGCCCCUUCCAGACCUAUGUUUCUAUGAUUCUGUGAGCAUGUAUUGUUGCAAUAUAAUGGUGGAAAACAUCUGAACACAGAAAUUAUUUCUUAAGACAAAAUAUUGCUGUAGGCAUUAGGGCCCUGAUUCCAUGAUUUCAUUCAGUGCUCUACAGUUUAUUCAUAGCAUGUUCCAUUUUGAAGACAGUCAAUCAAAUCAGAUAUUGCAGCUUGUAGAUGUCAGAUACAGUGAGGGCAGUUAAUUAUUGCCUUAAAGGAAGGUAUUUAGAUAUAAGUUUAUAUAGCUGAUGCAUACUUUUUAAGAGAUUUAAUGGAUAAACAAAGUGAACUCAAACAGAAGGAUCAUUGGUUCUAAAAUGUAAUAUGUAUGUCUGGCCUGCAGCUUAGAAAGCUCAAACAAAAUUCACCCAGGAGCUUCUGUUCUAGUGGGACUCCGAUUCAUACUAGCGGUCUGCUGAAAUAUGUAAGUCUUUCAAGCAUUAUUUAACAUUGGUACAUUCAAAGGUCAAAUUUUUAGUUGGUAUAAAUUGUUAUUGACUUCAGGUCAGUUAUGAUAGUUUACACUAGCUAAGGAUCUACCCCUGUGGGUUUUUUUUGUUUUUUGUUUUGUCUCUUGCUAUUAGAACACUUUGGCUGAAGAUUGAUGAAAAGGUGACUGCUGUUGGAUUACCAGGAUCACUAAGAGCUGCAAGAGCAGGCCCUUAACAAUUUUCAAUAUUAAAAUUAUCCUUUAAUACCAUA
Messenger RNA from Trachemys scripta elegans, 3142 nucleotides. It is a transcript of the gene TUSC1, whose product is annotated as tumor suppressor candidate 1. The record is from RefSeq and is a predicted model, not a curated record. The coding region runs from base 41 to 619 and encodes 192 amino acids. Lineage: Eukaryota; Metazoa; Chordata; Testudines; Emydidae. The transcript has a single exon.